Molecule: messenger RNA, 2405 nt
Organism: Aphidius gifuensis
Lineage: Eukaryota; Metazoa; Arthropoda; Insecta; Hymenoptera; Braconidae
Product: peptidyl-alpha-hydroxyglycine alpha-amidating lyase 1-like
Exons: 6
Coding region: 233-1867 (544 amino acids)
Biological process (GO): peptide metabolic process
Cellular component (GO): extracellular region; membrane
Molecular function (GO): catalytic activity; protein binding
Source: RefSeq, a predicted model, not a curated record
GUGUAUUCGAUCUGACACGUCGCUUUAAUUCGCGUAUACAAUAAUUAGUAUUUUAAUAAUUUACCAUGAAAGUAAUUUAGAACAUGUGAUUAUUAAUAGACAUACACUUGCAAAUCUAUAAUUUCUCCUCACCAAACAUCUGGACUAAAAAAUAACAGUGAAUUAAGAAAAUAUUUCUAAAAGUCAACUGGUAGAAACGUCAAGAUCCACAUGACUUUUUGCAGAUGAAAAAAUGAAUAAAUUUGACACAUUCAUUUGCAUAUUUUUAUUAUUAAAAAUAAUAUUUGUUAGCUGUGAUUUACAAGACCGCCUAAAUCUUCAACAUCGACAAACUCAUCUUCCACAAAAAAAAUUUGGUGAUAAGGAUUAUGCAGAAUAUCCAGAAGUUGAGGAAGAAAUUGACGAGGAACCAAAUCCAAAUCCACAUCCAGUUUAUCUACAGAAUGCUGGAUUAGUUGGCACAGUACCUGUAUAUAAUACUGUAAAUUUUUCUUCAGCAUUUGAUUCAAGUGUUAAAUGGGAUCAAAGCUGGCUGCAAGAUUUAAAACUUGGUCAGCUAUCAGCAGUUGAUGUUGAUCCUGAUGGAAACAUUGCAAUAUUUUGUAGAAGGUUUAGAAAAUGGGAUGGAACUUCAUUUGGUCCUGAUAACAAAUUUGACAAUACAAAAUCAGCCAUCUACGAAAAUGUCAUAAUGUUAUUUAGCAAAAGUGGAAAAUUAAUAUCAGAAUGGGGAAAAAAUAUAUUUUACAUGCCACAUGGUUUAACAAUUGAUACAUAUGGCAAUUACUGGCUCACUGAUGUUGCCCUUCAUCAAGUAUUUAAAUUUGACAAAAAGGACAUUGAUCUGUACCUUGAAAAAAUGAAAACAAAAAGAAAAAAUCAUUCAAACGAAAUAAAACUAAAAGCAUCAAUUGAACUUGGUGUUCCAUUUGAGCCAGGUAAUGAUGUGACAAAUUUUUGCAAACCAACAGCUGUUGCUGUUGAUAAAAAUGAUGAUUUUUUUGUUAGUGAUGGUUACUGCAAUUCACGUAUUGUUAAAUUCAACAAAAAAGGAGAAAGAAUAUUACACUUUGGAGUAUCAUUAAAGCCAGGAUUUCAUUCGAAAAUUCCAGUUUAUGCAUUUUAUGUUCCUCAUGCACUUGCUAUUGCUACUGAGCUUGGUUAUUUAUUUGUUGCCGAUCGAGAAAAUGGAAGAGUACUGUCUUAUCAUACAAGAAAUGGAACAUUUCAUCAAUUAUACGAAUAUCCAAAUAUCAAAAGUAAAAUAUUUAGCAUUGCUUAUGCUAAUGAACAAUUAUUUCUUGUUAAUGGAAGAAAUCCAUUGGAUGAUUAUCAUGUACAUGGUUUUAUUAUUGACGUUAACAAUGGAAAUAUUUUAUCACAAUUUGGUCCAGGUCAAGACAUGCUUGCUCCUCAUGAUAUUGCUGUUAAUCAAGAUGGCACAGAAAUUUAUGUUGUUGAAUUAAAUAUACAAAAAGCUUAUCGUUUUAUACAAGCCAAGAAAAUUACUACGAGUGUUAGUAAUGCAAAGUCUGAUACACUCGAUGAUGACACGAUGAAAAAUGUUAAUUCAACAAAAAAAGUAUUAUUUUUUGUUGCUGGUACUGUUGUACUUGUUGGUUUUUGUUUAGCAGCUGCUGCUGUUAUGUCUAAAUGCCGUAAACGAGGAUGUUUGCUUGUACGACGUAAAGCAUAUUGGGAAAAUGAAAAGAAGGAUAAUUUUAAACUUUCAAGUUUAUUGGAACCUCGACAAGGUAAAGGUUUACGAAUAUUUGGUAAUCGUCCGAAUAAACGUGAUUUUAGUAAAUUAAAUACUGAGCCAGAAAGUUCAGAGGAUGAUCUUGUUGAUGACAGUAUUACAAUAUGAUUUUUAUGGUUCAUUGUAAAACCCAUAUCAUAAAUUAUAUUUUUUAUCGAAAUAUUUAUUGACGAAUGUUGAUGUUCUUUUAUCAACAUUUCGUAAAUUAUUAUUAUUUUUUUUUCUUCUUAAUUUAUGCUAGAGAUUUAGUAGAAAAUUUGUCUAGAUAAAGAAAUUUUUAAUGAGACAUUUAUGAUAUGUGGUUUGAUGAUUUUUUUGUAAUUUUAUUUUAUUGAUAGAUUUUUUUUCUGGACAUGUAUACAGUUGCACAUAUCUAUUACCUGAAAUUUUAUUGACUUUAAAACAUUCCAAUAGAAUAAAAAUAAAUAUUUUUUGUCUGUAAUAUAUUAAAGAGAAAUAAGAACUAUCCUGAAAAAUUAUGAAAUGUUUUUUUUUUUUUUUUCGUUUUUUAUUGUACAAUUUAUUCAUGAUGAUGAAUGUAUAUUUUAAAUAAAUUUGUUGUUUGUAUUGAUGUAUAAAUAUUAUUAAGUGGACCAAAAAAAAAAAAAUAAUAAACAGAAAUAAUUUUCGCAUUGGAAAUACAAUA